Aspergillus fischeri NRRL 181 is the source of this 903-nucleotide messenger RNA. RefSeq lists its product as uncharacterized. The transcript is spliced from 2 exons. Bases 1 to 903 code for a protein of 300 amino acids. The record is from RefSeq and is a predicted model, not a curated record. NCBI's taxonomy places the organism in Eukaryota, Fungi, Ascomycota, Eurotiomycetes, Eurotiales, Aspergillaceae.
AUGAGACCAUCCAAGAAACUAGUUUUCCUUUCCCUCUUCUCUCUGGCAAUUUCCCCCGUCUCCUCGACCUGCUACUACCCCAACGGCACCGCGGACGACCACUACCAACCAUGUAGCAGAGUCCAAGGCGUCAACGGCAUGUGUUGCGCACUCGACCGCACCAAUUCCCCGGGCGGGCCAGACUCCAAGGGCUUCACGGCGGACAUCUGUCUGGAGAACGGACUGUGCCAGAACAUCGUGCAAAAGGUGAGCACAGGCCAGAUGGUUUACACCUACUGGCGAACUCUGUGCACCAGCGCGGACUGGUCGACGAAUGGGUGUCUGAACGUCUGUACCGGGGGCGAGGUAUAUCCGGGGCAUACUGUCCCACUGACGCCGUGCGAGAAUACCCCCGAGUCGAAGACCUGGUGCUGUGGGCAGAACAACACCGCGUGCUGUGGGACGUCGGAGGCGAUCACACUUGCGCCAACGCUGGCGGUGGGGCUUGUGGCAUCGACGUCGACGGCGGCAUCUACCUCUGUUAGUACGGUAUCUCCCUCGAGCUCUUCUUCUGCCACGACAGCGGCGUCUGUGCCUUCAACGGCGAUAUCUGCAUCUGCAUCGCAGCCACGCGAUUCCUCACUGUCAACAGGCGCGAAAGUAGGAAUUGGGAUUGGAGUGGGUGUGGGAUCAGUAGCGGUGUUUGGUGCGUUGGCUGUUCUCCUCGUCAGAUGGAGAAGGCGAGUGAGUUCGAGGAGGCCGUACCCCUUCAGCAGUGUGGGGAUUAUCACCCGAGGCCAGGUGCAUGAGAAAGCAGCCGAUGGACCGCUGACAAGACAUGAGCUGUCAGGUCGCAAUGUAGUGGAAGCGGAAGGGGAGAGUCCUGUUGUCGGUGGAGGUAAGCCCGGAGCUUUUACCACGUAG